CGUUCCCCAAUCUCUGGGUGAAUCUCUUGCUCCCUGCUCUAGUCUCGUCUGGGAACGUCGAAAUAGAGGGAGAAAGACUAAACAGGUGGUCAGAAAUACAAGCGAACAAUGUCGUCCCUGGAGAUAAGGUGAAAGAUCGUUUGGUCUCAUCUCUUUAAGGAUUAAAAACCACAGAAACUUCAUGUUUCGGCUGACGUUCAAAGAGAGAAUUUAUCGUCGGUUUUACUUCCGAACCUGGGCAAAAUAUAUCGGAUAUUAAACUAUGAAAGUGACGGUGUGUUUUGGAAGGACUAGGGUGGUGGUACCGUGCGGAGAUGGAAAUAUCAAAGUCCACACUCUCAUCCAGCAAGCCGUCAUGAGAUACAAAAAAGCCAUUGCAAAGGAUGCCAGCUACUGGUUACAGGUGCAUCGGUUGGAGCAUGGGGACGGAGGUAUUCUAGACCUGGAUGACCUGCUGUCUGAUGUGGCUGAUGACAAAGACCGGCUGGUGGCUGUGUAUGAUGAACAGGACCCUCACCAUGGAGGCGACGGCACCAGCGCCAGCUCCACGGGAACCCAGAGCCCCGACCUGUUCGCCACAGAGCUCAACUCCAGCAACAUGUCCGCUUUCCAGCCCUACCAGGCCGCCAGCGAGAUAGAGGUCACUCCGUCCGCCCUUCGAUCCAAUAUGCCCCUCCACGUGCGUCGCAGCAGUGACCCGGCCCUGGCGACGAUCAACGGGCCGUUCAGCGAACCCCGCGUGACCCUGCCGCCAGAGAAACCGUCCAGGAAGAACCCCACCCGCUGGUCCACCACGGCUGGCUUCCUCAAACCACGGCGCUCUGUAGGAGGCACCGGCACUGGCACCAAUAGCCUGGAGAGAAAGGGUAAUGGUCCGGACACGUACCGUAGUCUCCCCCGGGAUGCAGGCACGUGUGCCAACCAGAGAGAGUUCCAGAGAGAGACGGCCCGCUCCUCCUUGAGCGCCAACCACCCCAUGGUAGACCGCUGGCUGGGGAGACGGGAGCAGGAUGAGGAGGAGGAGAACAGCAGGAUCGAGCCGAUUGGUAGAGCUGAUUCCUGUAUGGACCACACCCCUCUGAGGUCCCUAGAUGACAUUGUAAAGCUGGUAGAAGUCUCCAAUGAUGGCGGGCCCUUGGGGAUCCAUGUAGUACCUUUCAGUGCCCGGGACCGCAGGACUCUAGGCCUGUUGGUCAAGCGCCUGGAGAGGGGAGGCAAGGCGCAGGAGCAGGGUCUGUUCCAGGAGAACGACUGCAUCGUACGCAUUAAUAAUGGAGACCUGCGGAACAUCCAUUUUGAACAAGCCCAGAACAUGUUCCGCCAGGCCAUGCGUUCCCCGGUCAUCAUGUUCCACGUGGUUCCCAACCUGAUGAAGGCCCAGUACGAGCAGCUGUCACACAGCGAGAGGAACCCCAACGUGGCCUACUCCUCUGGACGCUUCAGCCCCGACUCCCUAGCUAGCGAGAGAGGCAGCACCACCUCAGGCCUGGACCACACCCCACAGUCCCGUGGUCACCAUCCCCACCCUCACCCGGAGCAGGGAGACGCCUACACCCCUCUACCCCACCCCCAUGGGGGCUCCAUUGGCAAGCCCCCAUCCGGCCACGCCCCCUCCCCUCACAGGGUGCUAAACUCAACCCCCACGGCGGGCUUCACCAAAAAGGUUGGCAGGAGACUCAACAUCCAGCUCAAGAAAGGUCCAGAGGGUCUGGGUUUCAGCAUCACUUCGCGCGACGUCCCCAUCGGCGGCUCGGCGCCCAUCUACGUGAAGAACAUCCUGCCCCGAGGAGCUGCCAUCCAGGACGGACGCCUCAAGGCUGGAGACAGGCUGCUGGAGGUGAAUGGAGUGGACUUGGUUGGUCGGACCCAGGAGGAAGUGGUCGCUCUGCUGAGGGCCACGCCUAUGGGAGGAGCUGUGGGGCUGGUGGUGCUACGACAGGAGGAGACCUUCCUGAAUGCAGAGCCUCAGAUGCAAAGCCCCAGAGAUUUGAAGGUUGAGGAGGAUGACCUGGUUUUGACCCCUGACGGUACCAGGGAGUUCCUGACCUUUGAGAUCCCUCUGAGUGACUCGGGGUCGGCCGGGUUAGGGGUCAGCGUCAAGGGCAACCGCUCCAAGGAGAACCAUGCUGACCUAGGCAUCUUCGUCAAGUCCAUAAUCAAUGGAGGAGCUGCCUGCAAGGAUAGACGGCUGCGGGUCAACGACCAGCUGAUAGCGGUGAACGGCGAGUCAUUGAUAGGCAAGACCAACCAGGAGGCCAUGGAGACGCUAAGGAAGUCCAUGUCGGUGGAGGGCAACAAACGCGGGACGAUUCAGCUGAUAGUGGCCAGGAGGGUCACCAAACGCAGUGAGCUGGAGGCCCCUGGGAACACCCUGGGACCGGAGCAGACCCUCCUGAACUCCUCCCUGCUGGACGACCGGGAGCGCCGUAUCUCCCACUCCCUGUACGGAGGCAUAGAGGGCCUGGACGACAACCUGAUGCCACAGCAGACUCUGAUGGGCAGGAUGAUGGGUAACUACCAGCUCUCCCCAACGGUCAACAUGCCCCAGGACGACACUGUCAUCAUCGAAGACGAUCGGCCACCUGUACUUCCUGCCCACCUCUCUGACCAAUCGUCUUCCAGUUCCCAUGAUGACAUGGGGUUCCAUGUGGAGGUCCCUCCAACUUGGGCCAAAGAUACUCCAAUUCAGAAUGAGAGCACCCUGAGCCCUGAUGACAACGACCCAGACGGAGCCUUUCAGAGGGAGGGUUUCGGCAGACAGAGCAUGUCAGAGAAACGGACAAAGCAGUUUGGAGAUGCCAGUCAGCUGGAAAUCAUCAAGACACGCAAGUCCAAGAGCAUGGAUCUAGUAGCCGACGAGAUUAACCUCACCCCUCGCAAAGAGAACACACCAGGGUCUUCCACCAGGGAUGUGGGUCCCUCCCUUGGCCUCAAGAAGUCCAGCUCUCUGGAGAGUUUACAGACCGCCGUUGCCGAGGUGACGCUCAACGGUGACAUGCCCUUCCACAGGCCACGCCCACGCAUAAUCAGGGGGCGGGGCUGUAACGAGAGCUUCCGGGCCGCUAUUGACAAGUCUUACGACAGGCCAGCAGCCACCGAGGAGGACGACGAGGGCAUGGAGACAUUGGAGGAGGACACCGAGGAGAGCUCUCGGUCCGGGCGCGACUCUGUGUCCACUGUGGCAGAUCUGACCCCACUGCCCAACACAGAGAGAUCGCUGGCCAACGGCAACCGCGCCAAUGAAGACAAGAAGAAAGACAAAGGAGGGAAAGACAAAAAGAAGCCAGACCGGGACAAAGAGAAGGACAGCAAGAACAGGGCUAAGAAAGGCAUGCUGAAAGGACUGGGCGACAUGUUCAGGUUUGGAAAACACCGCAAGGACGGAGAGAAACUAGAGCGCAAAGGGAGGCUGGAGGAGCUGCAGGCCUCAGAAGAAGAGACACUGAGGAUGAAACUAGAACAGGAGAGGAUCCAGGCUAAGACCCGGGAGCUGCGGGAGCGCCAGGCACGGGAGAGGGACUACGCUGAGAUCCUAGAUGUCAACCUGAGCCGAGACGAGGAGCACCCCUACGCAGGCAUCGGGCCCCUGGACACGUCCCUGGACAGCGGGCACAGCCGGCCCCAGAGCCCCCGAGACAACCACCAUCAAGAUUCCUCCCUGUACACACAAGUCGGCAAAACCCGCAAUGCAAAUGGACGCCCUCCCUCCGCCGACAGCAACAGACUAGCGCCUAGCAACCACGACCGGAUACAGCGGCUGAGACACGAGUUCCAGCAGGCCAGGGGAGACGACGACCCUGACGACCGGAGACGCACCUACAGCUUCGAGCAGCCCUGGCCCAACAACACCAACACAGGCCCAAGCCCGUACCAGACAGACGGACAACAGACAGGCCGACACUCUGUGUCUGUAGAGGUGCAGAGACAGAGACAGAGGCAGGAGGAGAGAGACGCCUUCCAACAGGCGCAGAGACAGUACAGCUCCCUGCCACGGCAACCCAGGAAGAACCCCAGCUCCAUCUCGCAGGACUCCUGGGACAAGGUCUACCCGCCGGGUGAUGGCUUCCAGACGGCCAAGGAGAACCCUCGCUACUCUAGCUACAAGGGCUCCAGAAACGGCUACCCGGGGAUGAGCGGCGUGAAUGCCCGCGUCCUCCUGGAGGCCCAGGAGCUGCUGAGGCAGGAGCAGAGACGCAGGGAGCAGGAGGCCAAAGGGAAGCAGCUACUGCUAGCGCCCCCGCAGGAACACCCCGGGAACAACACCUAUGACGGGUACUCGGCUCACAAGGACCCUGUUUCGCCUAAGGGUCCCUAUAGACAGGACGUACCCCCCUCGCCCUCCCAGCUGGCCAGGCUCAACAAGCUGCAGGGGCCCGAGAAGGGAAGGCCCUUCUACUCCUGAGGGAACAGAGGAAAGGGGAAGGGACAGGGCUUCCAAGAGGAGGCCACAAUUGGUGGCACUGGAUAUGGACAACUUGAGGAGCUGCUUAGCAGCAACUCCUGAGGAGAUAGGGACAGGACAGACAAGAGGGGCCACUGUUGUGGAAGAUGUGGACAACUUGAGGAGCUGCUUAGCAUAGAAUGGGGAAGCUCCUUCCACUCCUGAGGGGAUAGGGGUAAGGAUAGGGACAGGCAAGAGGGGGCCACAGUUUGAGGAGCUGAUUUGCCGAGAUUGAUCUAAGAAGAGUUAGGGACUGCACAGUGGGUGUUUGAAUUAAUGGCUUACCCUGGAUGUGACCUCUUAGUCUUCCAUUCAGUCCUAGUCAGUCAUGUUCCCCUCCUACAGACUGUUUGUUGUUAAGUGAGACUUUCUGUAUUUAUGGUCACAAUGCUUUCUGGGUAGUAGUGUUGUGUGAUUCACAGACAUCUGUUACCCUCACGCUCUGACAAUCAAACAGAUAGGCAAACGGCCGUUAUUUUAAGCCAUGGACAAGUGUGUAUGUGUGGGUGUGUGUGCAUGCGUGCAUGUGAGAGAGGCCGUGUGUCUGAAUGUGAGUGAGCGAUGUGCGAGUGUGGUGUGGUCUCCAUCAUUGACACUUCCAUUGUGGUCUGGUGGUGUUAACCAUGGCUCCUACAUGACCUGUCACCCCUGCCCCUUGCCCACCCCUGGGCUGCCUAGACAGUACUACUCUAACACUAAAUCAAAAUAACAACGCUGAGCUUCUCUCAGUAUUCUAUUUAUCUGUUUUAAUCGUUUUUGUCUUUAUGAGAAGCCCCUUCAGUAGUCCCCAGAGGGUUCGAGAAAAGAAAGAGGGAGUGGAAAGAGAGGGAGUGUGUUAAAGGAGGGGGAGAAGGAGGGCAUAGGCACUGGUUAUUAAUGAAGGCCCCUCAUAAAUGAUUCAUGUGUGUGUCGUCUUCACAGAGAGUGAGAGAGAGGUCUCUGAUCCACUGCCUGGCCUCUCUGCUCUGGGCACGGCUAACCUGGCCUGCCUGUCUGCCUGUCUCUGGCUCCAUCCUCUCCUCCUCCCCACCUCUCCUCUUCCCCCGUCAGCCCUGCACUGAAUUUUUCAUCACAAGCCACCUGCUGCCUGCCACAGCCAAAGAACAGAACACAGUCGCAAGAGGCUGUUCCAGAGUGGAGGGCCACAUCACGGUUUCGCUCCACAAAGAAACAGAAAGAGAGACAAUCGGAAUACUGAUGCAAGAUUUCGGUUUAAUCGACCCAUCUUCCUUUGUUAAUAAAAAUAUGAAAUUGUGUUUGAGUGGUAGUUGCGUUCAGCUGCCGUAUAGCUGGGAACUAGUGAGUCACUCUCCUCUUGUAUAUAAUGGGCCUUUAAUGUGACGAUGCUCGGAUGUCUAUGAAAUGUACAGAAUGGUGGAGAUGAAUGCAACCGAACAAAGGAGAGUGUGGUGAACACACAAAAGGGGAAAAAAAGAAAAUGACUGGCGUAUGUACUCUGUCGCCUCGUGGUAUACUAUAACAGAAGUGUCUGGCACCUCGCUGCUUUGGAGAUGUGCUUCAAUGUGUUCUCCCUACGCCAAGUACAGUCAUAUGAAAUGCAUUAGCUUCCAUUUGUGAGUUAACGCGGUCUGCGUCCCAAAUGCCACUCUGUUCCCUACAUAGUGCACUACUUUUGACCAGAUCCCUAUGGUUGAGCUAAAUAGUUUGAGUGCCAUUUGGGACUCAGGCCAUGGUUUGAGAGAGCGAACUCCCUGUAUCAGCUGUUGAACAUGUCUAACAUGGAAAUAAGAGUGUUAUGUCGUCUGCUCUGCAGUACUUCGCCAAUGUCUGCAGUCUGGUGGGAAUCUGUUGUGUGGUGUCCAUUGCUAGCCUGGUUCCAGAUCUGUUUGUGCUGUCUAGUUUACGUCUACGGUCAUCGUUGUUAACAAGGGUGUAGGAUGAAGUUCCCUCGGCCUAGUCGCUGAUCUUGGGUUAGUUUUGCAUUUCCCCCACUAAUGGUUAUGAUUGGGGGAGGGGAAAGCUGAUCCUAAAUCUGUACCUAGGGAAAACUCGAGCCCGGAUGCAGUUAACAAGAUGGCACAAACAGACUUGGGACCAGGCUAGUUCAUGGCUAGGUUCAGAGGUCUAUAAUAAGUGCCUGAGGAGGGAAAACAAUGUGGUCAGAUCCUUUUUGUAGCUAACUGACACACCAAUACAAGUAUUUUUCACAUACCGUUUGAAUCUCUUCGGUACAGUAUGUCAUGAUUGUUUUGGGGUACUUUUGUUUCCCUGAAAAGCUUUCGUUGUUUGGUUCUAGUUUUUUUUUACAGUGAAAGUUAAAAUAGGCCUCUGCGUUAGGGGAUCAGUCUAUUUGUAUCCCGUCUGACUUCACAAUGCUGUAUGUAUGUAUCAUGACGUUUAAAGUAUAAAGCUAUUGUAAGCACAGUGCAAUUGUUUUUCAGACUUUGACCUGAUGUAUUUAGAAAUGUAUACAGACCUUUUUUCCUGUACAUAUCACAUUUAAAAUAAAAGGAGGGUGGUUUCAACCUGUUUACAACUGUC
Oncorhynchus mykiss (rainbow trout) is the source of this 6943-nucleotide messenger RNA. Its product is annotated as partitioning defective 3 homolog. NCBI's taxonomy places the organism in Eukaryota, Metazoa, Chordata, Actinopteri, Salmoniformes, Salmonidae. Gene Ontology annotation, biological process: establishment of cell polarity; cell adhesion; microtubule cytoskeleton organization. Gene Ontology annotation, cellular component: adherens junction; apical plasma membrane; cell cortex. The record is from RefSeq and is a predicted model, not a curated record. Gene Ontology annotation, molecular function: protein binding; phosphatidylinositol binding.